Geosmithia morbida is the source of this 2274-nucleotide messenger RNA. RefSeq lists its product as uncharacterized. NCBI's taxonomy places the organism in Eukaryota, Fungi, Ascomycota, Sordariomycetes, Hypocreales, Bionectriaceae. The coding region runs from base 1 to 2274 and encodes 757 amino acids. Gene Ontology annotation, molecular function: phosphatidylinositol binding. The transcript has a single exon. The record is from RefSeq and is a predicted model, not a curated record.
AUGACCACGGAAUCCGAAGCAGCAGCAGCAGCUGCUGCUGCUGCUGCCGCCACCACACCCAUCCUCACGCCAACUCAGAUAACGGCCCUCUUCGACAUCCUCACCCACUCACAGACGUACGCGGAGAUUGAAUCCUUCAAGUAUCCCGAUGCAGUGAGGGGCUACGGGCAUCCGUUCACAUCCGAUACCACAUCAUCGUCACCAGCAGAAGCAGAAGCAGACAAGGCAGAGGCAGAGGCAGAGGUAGAGAAAAACAAGGCAGAGACAGAGAUGAAGAACAAAGACGAGACUGGAACAACAAAAACUUCCGCACCCAUCCUGAGCACCCUGCUGAACCGCAUCGCCCUGCGACUACCGUGGCUGAGAGACCUGGCACCAGAGUUCUGGUCAGAGAGCAUACAGGGCCUACUCGUCUCGCUGGCGGAGGCGGACCUGUCGGAGAGCUAUGAUAAAGGGACGCUGGGGUUGAGAAAGACACUUGCCACCGGGAGCAGUGCCGUUGUUGAGAUGGUGUUUCGGGGCGUGGUGGGGGGUGUGCGGCGCUGCGGGGGUGACACCAUGCACGCCAUGCCUAGCAAGGACGGCGGGCGGAGUGAGGACAGUCAAUAUGAUUUGGGAAGUGCAGACGAUCUUCAGAGAGCCUGGGAUAGCGCAGUACAGCAACUCGUAUACGGAGACCUCACCCACUCCAUGUUCGACCACAUGGCCCGCACCAGCGACCUCCAAGGACAUUCGCCAACAAUCAAAGCCGCCAGCCAGUACACGAUCAUGCACCUCGCCGCAUUCAUGCACCAGACAUUCACCGUCUCCCCAGAGGGCCAGUACCUCCUCCAGCUCCUCGAAAGCGUCCACGGCCUGCUCCCCUACAAGAUGAUCAAGCAGACGCUGCGCGUCGGCAACGCCGCCACCAUGAUCAACGGCAUGCUACGGCUGCUCCUGGCCAAGCUCAGCGUCGGUGGCAUCACCAACUGGGUCGGUCUGACGACCAAUGCCGACGACGGAAUGAACCUUCUCCAACGCAUAAUCUCCCUCGUCCUCUUGUGGGAUGCUACCGAGUUUCGCAAGAUUGCCGAGCGUAUCGAAAAGGGAGCGGACAGCGGAGGCGGAGGCAAAUCAGACGCUUCGGCCACUCCGGAUGGCAAGGUACUGAAAAAGAUUCGGCAGUUUGCUCUUCAAGACGACAGGUCCGAGCACGAGGCCGUACGUGCCGCCAGCCUCGCCCAGUCGCAGUCCAUCAUCACGGCCAUCCUCACCAGCUCCUCCGAACCGGAGCUCGCAGCGUCUCUGUCCGAGGCCCAGCACGCUCAGUGCAUGGACUACUACUCGGCCCUGUUGUCGGUGCGCGACCGCGACGCCAUCACGACGGUCCUGUGCCGGCAGCAGCCCGACCGCUUCACUCAGGCGGUGCGUGAGCUUGUCACCACGUACGAGCCCUUCAUCCGCAUGGUGCAUCAGAACAUUGACCUGCGCGAGCAUCUCGAGGGCAUGCAGGGCUUCAUCGACGAUUUCAUCAAAACGUGUCGUCCCAAGGCCAACGCGGCCACCACCACCGCCAGCGGCAGCGGCAGCAGCUGGGUCAGCUGGACCAGGGGAGUCAUGCUCGCAACCGCUGCUGAGCGGGAAUCUGCGCCGACGGUGAAACCCCCCAGCGUAGAGGACUACGUCGGUCUCAUCGACAGGAACAAGAACCUCCUGUACCGAUGGGUUCACGCCGUAGCCAAGAACUGUCCCGAGGUGUGGACGGAGCUAGAGAAGUGGGUUUCCAUGGCGGCGGCCGAGUUUCGACACAAGGAUGACGGGGAUGGCACCGGGAUAGAGUCUCGUCUGGAGAAGCUGUUCCGAUCUCUACCCUCAGAGUCUGACCGACAAUCUGUCAGGCGUGCACUGGACUCACACGCGGCGUACCUCUCUACCCUGUCUGACCUAUCACACAGGAGGUUCCAGCAGCUGCUAGACAGGAAUUCCUCUACAGGAGCGGCAGAUGUAGCAGAAGAAGCAGCUACCUCGGUCAAGGUCGGUCCAGGAAUGUACCUCUCGAGAUGGCAGCACCUCCUUGAGCAGACGAGCAUCUCGCCAGAGCUUCCCGUCGGACCGGUACGCACAGGUCGCCAGGUCAAGCACACGCUCGCUAGGACCAAGGCGGGUAUACUGGGAGACAGAGCGCACGCACAGCAGGAUCUGGUGAUCAAAGAGGGGGAGAGGUUCCCGACGCAACCGGAUGUGAGUGUUGUGGUGGAUAAGCUGGGGAAGGGGUUCUUUGAGAUGCUGACUUGA